AUGGUAGUUACUCAACCCCACGACAGUCAACUGAAAGUUCUCUGUGAAGUGAUCAAAAAGAUCCCUCGCGACCAAGCGAGUCGUCUUCUGGCUAAAGCCCGAGGACUCGACAUUGUGGAAGUCGCCUGGGAAGACACGGCCAGGACGAAGAAUUCGGUAUAUGGCCCCAAUAUAUCUGAUUUGACCUUGCUGGUGGCCGAAGUACGCAUGCCACUAUUUCGGCAUCCCAACUUUGCCGAUUACUCUUGGGACGUUCCUAUGGACAAAAUCCCGCUUGUGGUUGGUAACGAAAAUGGCACCACUCUCAAAUCAGUUUCUUUAGCCAACUACUUGAAUGAUAUUUCAAAGUAUACGGGACUGAAGAAAUCACUGUACUGUCCGAAGCGAGACUCUCACGCCUUGGUUUCCGCUCAAAGCUGCUUUUUGCCUGUACCUCCUAAGCAAACCCCUGCUGUCUACUUUGGAGCCACUCCACCGAUUCAGGAUCCUACCAAGUUCUAUGUUAGUAUUUACAAUUAUCAAUCGACAACAACCCAUUCAGCUGUUCUCGCCAUUGUAGCCACCAGCAAAGGUACCAGUGCUCAGCUCUUACUGAAGACUCAGAAUGGCGUAUUUGCUGGACAAAAACUUUACUUUAACAGCAACGGUUCUAAACACGCAUUCUUGGCUCAAAGACUGACAUACGACAGAAUUCUGCGUGGAGAGAAAGAUCUUACAAAGCCUAUGACCGCUGAAGAAAGGCAAAAUAAUGCCAUUGUUGUCAUACAGGUACCACUGAAGAUGUCUGAUAAUCUACGGUCUUCCCAUUUGCUCUCUUCUGCCUCAUUCGGAUCGUCUGGGCCAAAAAGUUCUACUACCUCAUUCGGAGUGUUUGGGCCGACAAAUUCUACUCAACCUCCAAUCUACGGACCCCAACAUAAUUCCCCAAAUUGUUUUAAAGAAGCAUCUCCUUUCGCUGCCUUUGGGCAAACCAAUACAUCAUACCAACCCCCACAACAAAUCGCUCCGAAUAGCCCGUACCCAACCUAUCCUGCUAGCCCCAUGGCGCCAUUGAGUUCGCCUGCAUUUCAACCUUUUGGGUCAAAAAGCAGUUUCAGCCCUUCAAAAAGCUCAUUUGGCUUUGGUGCAACACAUCCUCCUAAAGUCUCAUUCGGCUUUGGUGCGACACAAAAUCAGCAAAUAAGCCUACCAAGGGUACAGAAUCCGCCUCCUGUAGACAUUGAGAAUGCUAUCAUUUCAUUAGCUGAGAGUGAAGGGAAAUUCCCAAGUUUAGAGGGAAAACCUUUGGAGCGAGAUGAAAGGUACCCUGUUCGUGUCACGAUUCAGUGGUAUAAGGUCACCAGCUCCGGAAAUGUCAGCACCGAAGUUGUCGACGAAAUCCACCAGCAAAUGCAGGUAGCAAAAUCGCAAGCUGACUUUUGGGGAAGCUUGGUAGUGGACAAGGCAAGUUGGGAAGUGCAGAACAAUCGUCCUACAGAGAUCAUGCCGACCUCUCCACACCCUAUUGUAGGAAAACACCCCGAUACAGUAUGCGACAUUUGUCAUGUCAACUUUAAAGACAAUGAAAUCCGCUAUCGAUGCAUGUAUUGUCCAGAUUGGGAUGUUUGCCAAAAGUGCUUCCCCUCUCACAGUCACCCUUCGAAACACCUGCUAGCAGCCGUAAAAGAUUCAACAUCACCUGAUAUUCAGAACAACGUUCGCGUAGCCAACAGAACCAAUUUAGUACACAAUGUGCAAUGCUCAACUUGUCGCUUUGCCAUUGUGGGCGCUCGCUACGUUUGUGCAGUUUGUAACGAAGGAGUGCCUGGAAAAGCUGCCAUCAACCUGUGUGAAAGCUGUGCUGACAAUAGUAGCCACGCUGAAAACAGACAUCCGCUUAUUCGUGUUUGGCACUCUGAGGAUCUGAAGCAGAUUGGCCUCGAGUAAAUCAGCCUAUACUCAUGUUUGUGCGUUUUUAUAUCCUCUACCUUCAUCCAUAUUUUCAAUAGUGUUAGAUAGCUAAUAUGUAGAAUAAAAUACCCCAUAAAUAAACAGAAACCUUAUGGUAUGUCGG
Umbelopsis ramanniana AG is the source of this 2053-nucleotide messenger RNA. RefSeq lists its product as uncharacterized. The transcript is spliced from 2 exons. Gene Ontology annotation, molecular function: zinc ion binding; K63-linked polyubiquitin modification-dependent protein binding; protein kinase C binding. Bases 1 to 1926 code for a protein of 641 amino acids. Gene Ontology annotation, cellular component: amphisome; aggresome. The record is from RefSeq and is a predicted model, not a curated record. Gene Ontology annotation, biological process: aggrephagy; mitophagy; endosome organization. NCBI's taxonomy places the organism in Eukaryota, Fungi, Mucoromycota, Umbelopsidomycetes, Umbelopsidales, Umbelopsidaceae.